UCUGUCUCUCUCUGUCUCUCUCUGACAAUAUUUCUCUGUGUAGCCCUGGCUGUCCUGGAACUUACUGUGUUGACUAGGUUGGCCUCCAGUUCAGAAAUCCACCAGCCUCUGCCUCGCAAGUGCUGGGAUUGAAGGCCUGCACCACCACUACUACCACCUGACUAAAAUUCACCAAGUUUUGACCAACAACAGUUGGCAGUAGAUUGGAAUUUCUGUUUCCCUCCUCCUCCUUCCUUUUUGAAGAAAUACAUUUUUUUAACUGAAAAAUAUUUUAAUGUGAUGUCUUUUGGUCCUGUUGUUUUCUUCUUCCGAUUUCUCUCAUAUUCUUACCAACUCUCUACCUAUCCAAGUUUAUGUUCUUUUUCUCUUUCUGUAAAAACAGAAGGACAAACAAGAAACAAAGCCCUCCUCUACCAUCCCCCAGUCAUGCCACAAAACCACACAAAUGAAAAUCAAAAUAAACAAAGAAAAGACCAAAAAGCCCUGGGCACUGGCCAGCCCUGAAAUGUUGAUAUACUCAGUGAGAGUCCACUGGAGAAAACCUUUGUAAGCACACCCGCUUCCCUCUCUUAGUGCUAGGGCCCUUCUGGCUUGAAUCUAUGCAAGGCUUGUAGGUGCUGUCCCAGCCUCCGUGAGGUCACACGUGCCUCAGUCCUAUUGAGUCUGAAAGAUACUGUUCCCUCCAAGUCAUCUGUCACUUCUGGUACUUGCAAUCUUUUCAUCUCCCCUUCCAGAUAGGUCCACCAAGCCUUGAUAGGAGGGAAGGGUAUGUUGAGGACAUCCCAGUUAGGUUGGUGUGCACCAAAAUCUCUCGUUCUCUGCACAUCAUCCAGCUGUGGGUCUCUGUUAGUUCCCAACUACAGCAAGAAGUCUCUCUGCUGUGGGCUGAGCCAGGCACUCAACUAUGGGUUGAUACCAACAUGUCAUUAGGAACCAUUCUAUUCCUAUGAUCUUUUAGCAGAAUAAAAGAGGUAGAUUUUUCCCCCUAAGCCCAUGACUUAUCUAGUCUCAGGUUCUUGGCCAUCCAAGCAGUGUCAGGUAUGGUACCAUCUCAUGGAGUGGGCUUUAAAUCCCAUCAGAAAGGUGGUUACUCCCAUCUCUGCCACCAGUAUUGUACCAGCAUAUCUCUCCAGCAGUUACUGUGCUCGCUCACAGGCUGUGAGGCCGAGUGGUGUUGACAGUGGCUCUCACCUCUGCUCGUGUGCAAAGCUCAUCCAGUGCCACGAAUAUGAAGUCAGUGCGGGUGAAGCUUCUGGUUGGGCACCAGCUCGACUUCUCUAUGUUCGAUAGCAGUAAUUUCUUUACCUGCCAGAACGACUUGAUUCAUUUCCUGGUUUGCAGGAAGCAAUGGCUACAGAGGGUGCUUCCUCAGAAAUUAUAGAAAAGCACCGAACAAAGUUGCUCAGUGUCCUCCAACAAGAUCCUGACUCUAUCUUGGACACGUUAACCUCUCGGAGCCUGAUUUCUGAGGAGGAGUAUGAGACGCUAGAGGAAAUUACAGAUCCCCUGAAGAAAAGUCGGAAGCUGUUAAUUUUGAUCCAGAAGAAAGGCGAGGACAGCUGUUGUUGUUUCCUCAGGUGUUUGUUUAAUGCCUUUCCGGACUCAGCUUCCAUCCUGGGCCUAAAGCACGAAGUCCUGCGGCGGGGAACCGAGGAGACUGUGGGGGUGAUCAGGGAUUCGAAAGAUCCCUUUUCUCUUGGAACAAAAACCCCAGAGAUAGCAGAGCUCUCAGAUCUCGGAGCUCCGGAGCUCUUCACCGACUUGGAAGAUAGCCACAGGGUCCCUGCAGUAUCCUCCUGGGAGGACGAGGAAGGGUGUGGUACAUCGGGAGUCCCGGCUCCACAGUCAGUACAAACUGUUGAGUACGAGAUUCCAGCGAGUAUCACCUUCUUAAGUGAAGGGCAGAGAUACGAGGAGCCAGAUGAUUCGCUGUACUUGGAAGAGGGGGAACAUUACGAGUACCUAGGCUACCCCGAAGAUGUCAAGACUGUUUUGGAGGGAGGAGGUGGCAGUGACCCACAGUGCUUUGUAUAUGAUAAUGAAGAGGAGUGUGAGAAUGAGGAAACCAUGGGCUUCUCCAGUGAAGACAGUUGCGGCUACGAUGACGAUGAUGCUUCAGAGACCUCCAUCUCACUGGAAGAGGAGAAAAGCGCUGAAGAAAGAAAAAGAGUAUUUCGACAUGUCCUAUCCUGCUUGAACAUGGAUAGAAGCAGAAAGCUUCUUCCAGAUUUUGUAAAGCAGUUUUCCAUAGACCGAGGAUGUGAGUGGACGCCCAAGACCCCAGGAGACUUGGCUUGGAAUUUCCUGAUGAAGGUUCAGGCUUUAGACUUGACAGCCAGAGAUUUUAUCCUUAGGCACAAGAUGGCGGAUGAAGAGAACAAGGAAGAAUUGCUGGCUGGAAUAGAGAAGUUAGGCAUCGGAGACACACAAACCAUCAACCCCCUGGAUGUCCUCUGUGCCUGCAUGCUUUGUGCAGACAGCUCUUUGCAGCGUGAUGUCAUGUCAAAUAUGUACCAGUGCCAGUUUGCUCUUCCCCUGCUACUGCCAGAUGCAGAGAACAACAAAAGCGUCUUAAUGAUGGCGGCCAUGGGGGACUUAAAGCAGAACGCAGCGCAGUCCUCAGCAGGGCCCUCCAGGGAAACAGAUUCAUUUUUGAGUCUCAUGAAGAUGCCUGUCAUCUCUUUUGUGCGACUAGGACACUGCAGCUUCUCCAAGUCCAGAAUUCUUAACACACUGCUCAGCUCCUCUCAACAGAAACCACACAAAGUUUUCCUCCACAGGGAUCCGUCUGUUCCUGUGCUUCCUCGGCAAAUUUCUGAUGGCCUGGUGGAAGUGACAUGGUGUUUUCCUGACAACAAGGAGCUAAAAGAGAGCCCACGUGGUUUCCAGAAACCGGUGGCUGUGGCCAACCUUCGUGGAGCUCUAGAAAGCUUUUGGAUGCAAUUUGGUUUUCUGGUGGAAGUUUCCUCCGCUCUGUUCUUUUUCACAGAUUGCCUUGGUGAGAAGGAAUGGGACUUGCUAAUGUUCUUAGGAGAAGACACCAUUGAAAGAUGCUACUUCGUCCUCAGUCCCCAGGCCAAGGAGACUGAAGAGGCUCAGGUUGUCCAAAGGGUUCUAAAACUGAAGCCAUCACAGCUACUGUUUUGGGAAGCAGAGGAAGCUGGGGAUGGAAGGAAGACUGUGGAGGCCCUUCAAGCUGCCCUCCAGGAAGUAAUGUCCUUUCCACUCAGAUGUGUGUCCCUUGAAGAGAUGGCCUCUCUGGCCAGGGAGCUGGGGAUUCAGGUAGACCAAGACUUUGAAGUUACUCAAGAUGCUCCAGUUUCCCCCAGAACAAUGGACGGAGUGGACCAACAACCACGUAGUCAGACACAAUGCCCACCUGAGAGCCAAACUCAGGAGCCAAUCAAAGAGCCUGGAGCUCACUGUGAGGACAGUCAGAAUGCUGUGCUCUUCCAUCAGACUCCAGUAUUCAUGCCUGAUCUAGCACACCCAUGUCCCUUGCCUGUUACAGGUGGAAGUAACUUUUACCAUGUUUCCUUGAGAGCCCCCUCGCUGAUAAGCGCCCACUUUAGAUUACAGCAGAGUGCUCAGAGCACAGCAGACUGGUUCUUUCCAUUCCCCCAGGAGAACGCAGGUGUUCACAGCAGAGGUCAAAACUUUGGUAUUAAAUCCUUCCAACCCUGGAGAUUAUCUUCAAGGAGAAGAGUCACAAAAUGUUCAGCAACUUCUCAACAGUGUCACUUGAAUGGACCGUUUGGGAAAUCACAGAGACAGACUUCUCAUGUAUGGACCCAUCCCGAGAGCAGGCAGACAUCGAGAACUCUUCAGAGGUCUGGGACAGUGGUCUCUCAUGUAGGUCACGGACGUUCUCCUGCCUCACAAGCAACAAAAACUGCAGGGAAGCCACAGCCUGAGAAAUCCUGUGCCCAGGCAAUGCAGCUGACUAAAGCAGCUGGAAAAGCUAUAAGGACACUGUCCCAUGUUAAAUAUCCUCACCCUCAGCCCUGUCAGCCAGCAGGAGUCAUUCAAGAACGGGUAAUACCCAUUUCUCAUCAAGGAGCCCAACAAACAAUGCAGGGAAGGCCUUCAGUUCUAGCUUUCAAACCAGGGUCUCAAUCCAUAUCUGGGAGUAAACUUUCGUCUACCUCCCAGUCCAGCUCCCAUCAACCCAAGUUCCAGAGCAAACACUUCCAGCCUAAGCCAUUUCAACCUGUGCCUUCUCAGAAAAAAUUGUCUCGCUCCCAGCCCUCUGAAGCUAAACCCCUUCAUCAGAAUCCCUCUCAUGCUAACCCCACUCAUGUGCAUCCUUCCCAUGCUAAACCCACCCACUCCCAGCCUUCCCAUGCUAAACCCACCCACUCCCAGCCUUCUCAUGCUAAACCCACUCACUCCCAGCCUUCCCAUGCUAAACCCACCCAAUCUCAGGCCUCUCAAGCUAACCUCCAUCAUCUCCAUUCCUCCCAUGCUAAACCCUCUCAUCAGAAUCCCUCUCAUGCUAACCCCACUCAUGUGCAUCCUUCCCAGGCGAAACCUACCCACUCCCAGGCCUCCCAAGCUAAGCCCUCCCCAUCCCAAUCUACUCAGUUCAAGGCACAUACACCCCAUCAGUCUCAAUCUAAGCCUUUUCAAUCGAGACCCACUCAAGCUAAAUCAUCCCAGACCAGGCCUUCACAGGCCAAGGCCUUCCACCCAAGAGCAGGGAGACGUUAAAGAACAUACUCUAGAGAUCUAGGAAGUAUGGUCUUUGCUUAACUUAUUCUCAUAUAACAAUCUGAAGAAAAGUUUCAGUGAAAGACUAAUAAAAGUAGCAAAAUGAAAAAAUUAUGCAAAGUUGUAAGUGCAAAGUAUCUGAGUGUGGAAACUAUGAAAGUCGUUAAAAGCAGGAUCUGCUGGGCAAGGUGGCACACACCUACAGGGUUUAGUAUGGGAGGGUUGUGUCAUGCCAACUCAAGAGAAGUAGACAGAGCUGGGCAUGGUGGCGCACACCUGUAAUCCCAGCACUUGGGAGGCAGAGGCAGGUGGAUUUCUGAGUUUGAGGCCAGCCUGGUCUACAGAGUGAGUUUCACGACAGCCAGGGCUACACAGAGAAACCCUGUCUUCGAAAAAUCAAAAAGAGGGAGGGAGAGGAAGAGGGGGAGGGAAGGAGGGAGGGAGGGAGAGACAGAGAGACAGACAGACAGGCAAAUCUCUGUUUGAGGCCAGUCUGGUCUACAGAACAAUGACAGCAAGUUCUAGGUCAGCCAGGGUACAUAAUGAGCCUCUAUCUGGGGACAAAAGACCUAACAUCAAACCAAAGAGAUCUGUCAGUACUCCAGCAGGCAUUAUUAAUUGCACUCAGUGGGGUUACCAAGACCAAACCACACCAACAACUAACCCUCCAAAAGAGCAGGAAAGUGUGUGGGUCAGGCUGAACAGGAGGGGGAUAUGAUCAUUGUAUACAUGUAUGAAACUGUCAAAUCAUAAAUGCAAGGUAAGGAAAGAAUAGCAUCUAAGGGUACAUGAACUUACUGAGCCCCAACCUCACGAUUGGAUGAUGUAGGGUUUGAACCCAGGAGUAUGUCUGAUAGCCAGAUGUGUGAAGAGUGGAGUUACUGGGUACUUGUAAAACAAUGAAAACGUGGAGCUCAGCUUAUCUCUGUUGAAGAAAAGCUGCUUCAGAGGUCCCUGGGUCAUGGGUUUAUUAGCAGCCACUGAGCAGGUUCUCUGCAGCAUUGGUCCAGUUAAAUCAACUUGCUAAUGUAAUAGCCCCCAAAUCCAUGCCCAAUAAGACUUUACCCUUACACACAGAAAUAAUGAAUAUUCAAUAAAACGUAUCCUUUUACAUUAA
Messenger RNA from Apodemus sylvaticus (European woodmouse), 5827 nucleotides. It is a transcript of the gene Card6, whose product is annotated as caspase recruitment domain family member 6. Gene Ontology annotation, biological process: regulation of apoptotic process. The record is from RefSeq and is a predicted model, not a curated record. Lineage: Eukaryota; Metazoa; Chordata; Mammalia; Rodentia; Muridae. Bases 1348 to 4710 code for a protein of 1120 amino acids. The transcript is spliced from 4 exons.